Molecule: messenger RNA, 1078 nt
Organism: Lampris incognitus (smalleye Pacific opah)
Lineage: Eukaryota; Metazoa; Chordata; Actinopteri; Lampriformes; Lampridae
Gene: dnase2b
Product: deoxyribonuclease II beta
Exons: 6
Coding region: 30-1052 (340 amino acids)
Biological process (GO): apoptotic DNA fragmentation
Molecular function (GO): deoxyribonuclease II activity
Source: RefSeq, a predicted model, not a curated record
CAGUGUUUAGCGUAUGGCUGGGUGUUAUCAUGGUUUCACUAAGUUGCACAGUAUGUAGGACAGAGAUUUCCUGCAGAAAUGAAGCCGGUGAGCCUGUGGAUUGGUUCAUUAUAUACAAACUACCCAAGUAUAUGAUUGGAGAGGUGGGCAGUGGGGUGAACUACAUGUACCUGGACUCCUCUGUGGGGAGCUGGAGGAAGAGUAAAUUUGAAGUCAACACAACCGAAGGGGCCAUAGGGAGUACACUGAGGCAGAUCUACGAAGGACAAGCCUACAAGUCUAACAGCUCCGUCUAUGCCUUCUACAAUGAUGCACCACCAAACCUGGAUUACUUAAAAGGAUACGGGCAUACAAAAGGAGUUCUGCACUUGGACCGCUCACAGGGCUUCUGGCUUUCCCACAGUGUUCCUCAUUUCCCCUCCUUCCCAGAGCAAGGUUACCUUUACCCUUCCUCUGGCAAGGUCAACGGCCAGACAGCUCUGUGUGUGACCUACAGCUAUGGACAGUUCCCCCUUAUCGCCCAUCAGAUGGCAUACCUCUUCCCACGUCUCUAUAACUGCUCGGUGCCAGCUCCCUUCCAGACCGACCUGGCACCGCUGGCCCAGUUGUGUCUGGGCUCCAAACCACCGCUGAUCUCCAAUAAGAGACUUGAACAUCUUAUUUCAGCCCAAGGGGAGAAGUUUGUCAGUUUUGCCAAAUCAGAACACUUUGUUGAUGACAUCUAUGUGGGCUGGGUGGCUCAGGCCCUGGACACCGACCUGCUGGUGGAGAGCUGGCAGAGGAGAGACUACGAGCUCCCCUCCAACUGCUCCCUCCCCAAACACGCCAUGAACGUGAAGCGGCUGCGGCUCCCGGGGCUGGUCCUGUUCAACUCCCACUAUGACCAUUCAAAAUGGUGCGUGUCCCGGGUGUACGAGGACAUGUGGACCUGCCUGGGGGACCUGAACAGGGAGAAAGCCCAGGCUUGGCGGGGGGGAGGUCUGCUCUGCAGUCGCAACCCGCUCAUUUACAAAGCCUUCCGACAACUCGUGGACUGGUACAUUAGCUGCUAGAUGUGUGUGUGUGUGUGUGUGUGUGU